AUGGCACAACUAUCGACAUGUCUUCCAUUAACCAGAGAGUCCACCCUCGAAGCCCAUGAGCUGAUCAAACCUUUGAUCCACCGCACUCCGGUGCUCACAAGCGAGGCAUUGAACAAGAUGGCCUCAACACCCCGGGCCCAGGGAACGGGAGAUCGCCAGUCUGCAAAGCCGGUCAUCCGACUAUGGUUCAAGUGUGAGAACUUGCAGCGUGCAGGAGCUUUCAAAGCCCGCGGCGCAUUCCACGCCAUCGAGAGGCUGAAGCAAGACCCCAGCUUUACCCAGAGUGGGGGUAUGGAAAAAGGCGUCGUCGGAUUUAGUUCAGGUAAUCAUGCCCAGGCGCUCGCUCUCGCUGCGAAGGAGAGUAGCAUCCGAGCGUACAUCGUCAUGCCUAAUACUACGCGGCCGAACAAGAUCGCAGCGACGGAGGGGUAUGGCGCCAAAGUCAUUUCAUGCGCACGUUUCGAGCGCGAGACUACAGCCGCCCGGAUCGUUGCUGAGAAGGGGGCCCGUCUUGUUCCACCCUUCAAUCAUCCGCAUGUCAUCCUCGGGCAAGCCACUGCCGGCUUGGAGCUCCAAGAGCAAGCCGACGAUCUCGAUGCCAUCAUCGCGCCCUGCAGCGGCGGGGGACUUUUGGCGGGUACUGCGCUCAGCUGCGAGAAUACUCCUAUUCGCGUCUUUGGGGCCGAGCCUGAGUUCGAGGGCGCUGAUGAUGGUCGACGUGGGUUCCUCACGGGUGAGAGGGUCACGCACGUCAAUACCAACACUAUUGCGGACGGGCUGAUCGGCGUUGUCGGCGAAAUUCCAUGGAGCGUUAUCUAUGACAGAAAGCUUGUUGAUGGCAUGUUUGCUGUGUCCGAAGAGCAGAUUCUUGAGGCGACACGGUUGAUCUUGGAGAGGCUGAAGGUCGUGGUCGAACCUGCUGCUGCAGUGACGCUGGCGGUAGCUUUGUAUAAUGAGGAGUUUAGGCAGAUGGUGGAGAAGGAGGCGGGCGAGAAGGGCUGGGACUUGGGCCUGAUUUUGAGUGGUGGGAAUGUCAGUGCUGAAGGACUGGCGAAGCUGUUUCGAGCCUAG
Penicillium olsonii is the source of this 1071-nucleotide messenger RNA. The record is from the annotation of a GenBank genome assembly. Lineage: Eukaryota; Fungi; Ascomycota; Eurotiomycetes; Eurotiales; Aspergillaceae.